This is a messenger RNA of Monosiga brevicollis MX1, 6452 nucleotides long. RefSeq lists its product as uncharacterized. NCBI's taxonomy places the organism in Eukaryota, Choanoflagellata, Craspedida, Salpingoecidae. The transcript is spliced from 17 exons. Bases 1 to 6303 code for a protein of 2100 amino acids. Gene Ontology annotation, biological process: mitotic cell cycle; establishment of meiotic spindle localization; spindle organization. Gene Ontology annotation, cellular component: spindle pole. The record is from RefSeq and is a predicted model, not a curated record. Gene Ontology annotation, molecular function: protein binding.
AUGCCCGUCAAUAUUCUGCACCUCGUCAGCCAGACAGUGCCCAAACGUGCCAAACCACAGCAUGCUCCGCCAAAGAAACAACUGCUCAAGGCUUCAGAGGCGGAAACGAAGAAGUUGGUGGCCACGUAUCGACGCAAGCAACAGUUUUCUGUCAACCCACGCCACCGAUCCCUCGACCCCAACGAUACGGAGCCUCAGGCCUGCACGCGAACGCUCAAGCUUACAAAUACCACAGGCUACAUGAAGCAGAUUCGCGUCCUACCCCCUGCCCACGAAGCCUUUGGCAUUCUUGAAGUCAAGUACCCUGCCGGCGGCGCCUGCGUCUGGCGCGUAGUCGAGCAUCGCGACCAGGACGCUCCGACCCUAUCAGAAGAGGAGGAAGCUGAGCUCAUGUCCAUGGAGCUUUCGGAGGAUGAGCGAAAGCAGCGGCGCGAGUUGAUGUGGCUGCAAGAGCAUGGCAUCCUUUUCCGCGGGCUUGCGGCUGAUUUGACAACGCUUCCAGAGGCCACUUGGGCUGAGUAUCACGGCGCCGAAGCCCUCGACAUUGGGGAUUUUACUUUUCUGCAAGCCCGGCAAUCCGUGCGCGCUGGUACAGUCAGUCCCAUGGUCACCGCCUUUGCACCAAUGCACCAGCCUUACCCCCGCGGCCUCCCCUGCACAAACAGACGCACCACCUGGGCCUUGCCGAGCGCUGCCGCGGGCUGCAAUGCCACACACAAACUCAUCGUCACCAACCCCAUGCAAGUACCCGUGCCUGUGCGUGUGACCAUCUGCGGCCCGGAUGCACACUGCUUCACGGUCACUGACGGCACCUUUGAACUCGCGUUGGUCAAUUUUGAUGUUGGUGCUGUGCUGGGUCAAGUCUACACGCGUGACUUGACCGUGUCCAACCCCUACCCGCAAUCCCUCGAGAUUGAUUUUGAGCUUUUGGCUCUAGACAUUGGCCUUGUUACGAUCGAGCCCGCGCGUGCGCUCACUUUGCAUACCAAUCUCAUCGGUCUUGCCGCCGCCUUGUCCGCCUAUUCAUUCAACUUGAAUCAAGCCACAAUCCUCAGCGGGGAUCAAAUCAACCUUCGCGUCACCUUUCGGCCCGCCAAGCCUGGCUGCGAACAGGAUGCCGUUUUGCGAGGCCAUGCUCGAUGUGGUGCUGCCGUCGCUGUCCUGCCUGUCCCUCUGCUAAUUUCUGUGGCCAAGCCAGAGCUCGUAGUAUUGCCGUCGAGCCUGUUUCUGGGCGUUGCUCAUCUGAAGGACCACCUGACCGAUGUGGUGGAACUGACCAACCCCAUGCCGGUUCCGUUGGCCAUUGCUGUGGACUGUGCAGCCUCGGACGGCUGCGUCUCUGCGUGUCCCCCUGCUCUCACGCUGUUGCCCUUUUCAUCGGCGCCGGUACGAUUCACGGUGUGCGCCAAGCGUGAGGGACGCACACGGCACACCGUUGUAUUGUGCUAUGGCCAGCAGCAGCGCAAAUAUGUGCAAUUGGAAUGUGUUGGCCAGCAACCUCGACUUGUGUUUGAAACAUCGGCCUUGCAAUUUCCAGAAUGCUUCGCAGGUCGACCAGUCACGCAACACGUGCAAGUUUACAACACAACGGCCCUGCCCUUGAGCUAUCGGGCGCGCCCGGGGGCGCUUUGCCUCGACAACUCCCUUGACACGUUGACCGGUGGGGAGGACGACCCGUACCAAGUGACCUGUUCACCCCCCUGGGCCGUGAUAGCACCCUUUGAGUCAAUGCCCUUAGCAGUGACGAUGCGUGGCUGCAAGGUGGGGCCAUUCCCACCCAUGGCGCUGGUGCUCGACGUGGAGGGCAACGAAGAGCCUGAACCCCUUCUGCUUCAGGGCCACGUCUUGGGCGUUCGCCUUGCUGUGGCACUGGUGCGCAACCCUGGCCGCGGUGCACCUCAGCGAAUUCGCACCCCUCGCCAAUCACUCAUUGAUGACUGUCAAGAAGUACAGCCGGCGUGUAACUUUGGUCUGGUCCAACCAGGCCAGGCCGUGCAGCUGGGACUCCAGCUGCGCAAUCUCAGCGAAGUACCCGUCGACCUAUACAUGGCACCCGUAGCGUUUGGCAGCUCUUGCCUGGUGCAAGACUCGAUGCACGUGCGCGAGGGUCUGUUAUCACACGCCGAAGUUGAUCCCGCCACGGUGAUGCGGCGUGAAGAGGCACCAGAGGGCGUGGUCUUUGCUUGCGACCGAAACCACCUGCGUCUGGCCGCGGGUGGCGAUGCUAUGGUGAACGUGUGGGCCAAAGCCUCACUCUACGGCGAUUUUGCGGAUGUACUUCUCAUUACGGGCGGCUUCAUGGAACCGCUGCGCAUUCCACUCCGCCUACAGGCCCAGGGCUCAGUCUUGCAGGCCAUGAUUGGAGGUCAUGGGGCAACGCCGGUUCUGCGCUUUGCCGACGUGGACGUCGGGAUCAUGCUGGACGACAGCACUGCAGAUGACGACGCACUCCGGGUACAGACGGCACGUAGCUUCAAGCUUCGCAACUCCUCCCCCUGGGACGUGCUCGUUCGUUUGCGCUGUCUGACGCGCUUGCCCACGGAUAAGAAGCUCGUCAAUGUGCUGAGCUACACGGACGAAAGCGGCAUUCGCCUACGCGUUCGUCCCCACGACGGCACGCCGGAGCCCGUCGUGUUUGAGACUCCGCAUAGUAGUUUCCUCAUGAUGCGUGCAUCAGAGCGCGAAGUCAGCGUACGCUUCGCGCCGCCCGGUGUGGCCGACUACCACGGCACCCUUGUCAUCACGUGCGAACCCACCACACGCGAAGCUGUCUUGGAACAGAACCGUCAACUCGGCCCUUCUGUCCCGGCAGCUUUGGCCACCACUCGUGCCCUCACCGAGGCUCGACGCUACGGCAUUGCCCUCGUCAAGAGUUCCACACCCGCGGCCAACAUCACAGGCACAAGCCGCGGGGCGUCGGCCCUGGCGCUCGAGCGCGGCUUGUCUGAAGAUGCGGGCAACAUUCCACUGGAAUGGGCGACCCUGGCGGCCACUGAGCGUGGCAGUCCGUCGGUGCACAUUGAGCGCGACAUGAUCAACAUUGAGCGCAACGCGCUCAAAGUCCAUCUGGCGGGUCGUGGCAUGCGUUGGCACAUGGAGCACAACUACGUGGACGGCCUCAUAUUUGAUGUCGACUACAUGGCCCUGCUCUCGGCUGGUGCCAACUUCGCUGCGCCCAGCCAGGAUCUACGCUUGACGAACCGCUCGACGUCGACCGCACUUUUUACGUGUGAGUUUCACGAGCCUUUUGUGGUGGGCCGUCGCACGGGUAGCCGCCUGUUGCAGGCCGAGCAAGGUGUGGUGAGUGUGGCGCCCAGCCAGUCUGCAAACUUGCAGGUGCAGUGGCGAGGUGUGGCACUGCGUGAGCUGAUUCAAGCGGCCCAGAUGGCUCAACGCUCAUCUGCAAGCUCGAUCAAGGCCUUGGAUUCAACCUCAAGUCAGCCAACCGCAGCACCACGACUCUCCGGUCUCACUUUGCAGCGUGGAGUCCUCGAGCAGUGGUCCACCUUGGCCCUGCGUAGUACCAUGGGGGAGGUGCAAACCCUCUCCGUAGCGGCCCGCAUUGCCCUGCCCUCAGUGCAGCUCUCCUCCACACAGGUACUGGUGUACAUUAAGAACCCGUCGCGUGCCGCUUUGUCCGUGCUCAACGCCGCUGCUUCCCGGCACAAAGCUGCUGGGAAAACGCGUAUCGCGUCGCGGCUGAGGCGGGCGCGUGGUCGGCACUGGUUCCGCGGGGUCAUCGCACGGCGGCGUAUUGAUCGCUUCCGCCAGGCAGCCGCCUCCAUCCAGGCCGCCUAUCGUGGCUAUUGCGAACGGAUGCAAGUGCGCGCAAAGGUCCAAGGUUCGCUUGAGCGGCGGCGUCGCCAAUACUACAACGAAAAGGCGAUCAUCAUCCAGGCCAUGUGGCGUGGCUAUUACACGCGAAGGCAUGUCUGUGACUUCAAGGCCUACCAAGCUUACAUGGAGGCCCUGCGUCAACAGAACGAAUUGAUGCGUGAGCAACUUCAGAACUUUGAAGCUGAGCAAGCGGCCAAACGUGAGGCGCGCGAGCGGCAGCUUGAAGAGCGCGAGGGUGUUUUGGUAAAAGAAGCCGGCCGGCAACGCGAGUUGGAAGUGCGCGUUGUGGCGCGCACCCUUCGCCAAGAUGAUCUGCGGGCAACACAGCGCAGCAAUUUGCGCCAAGGCAAGAACCAACCGCACCCGGACCAAGAACUGGUGAAUACAUUGCGCAGCUCCAUGCGGCUAGACCGCGAAACGACUGGGUCGCAGCGAGGCUGGCUCUCGGGGACUGUCAACAAUCGCAACGUUUAUCGACCCCAAGGCCCCUUUAAGCAUCCACUUGAGGUGCAGUACUUGAAACAGCGACCCCACAAUCUCAGCUUACGCGCGGCAACAGAGUUUGAUAGCUUCGAGGAACAUCAAGCGGCGACGCCACACUCGCUGGACCUUCAGCCACCGAACACUUACCCACAACUGACGAUUGUUUGUGUCACGUUUAUAUGGCACCGGCCAUUGCAGGAGCGACGGGAAGAGCGACAACGCCUACAACAGACGCUGCCCAAGGUCAAAGGCACACCGCGGCCCGUCCGCCUGGGGGCUGAGUAUCAGCCCUCCAUCCUGCGCGAUGGCCCUUACCAAGGUUUUGGCCCCGGUGACACUCGCCCAACUUACGGUCGGGAUGGGUUCCGAGAAGAAGAUCGACAAACGCGCUCCGCAACGGGAUUUACCACGAUGGCUCGCACCAACACGGCCAUGUCGUGGGUGUUGGUCGGACGGGCGCUGGUUGUGUGUCUGUUGGCCGCCGUUUGGGGGCAGGCCUUGUUGGUCCAGGCCCAGGGGCGGACGCCAGCGCCGGCGCCAGACUUGCCCUUCCAAACUGCGGAACAGGUUCGCGUUCUUGAGCGGGCUUCAGCCAUAUCUAACGCCAGCUAUGCUGCCGGCGUGGCCAACCUGACGGCGCUGCUCGAGUCGGACGCCUUUCGUGGCUAUCUGGCGCAGCUGGACACUGUUGGUGAGCUGCAAAACUGGACAACCGCUGACAUUUUGGCAGGUCUGAUCGCUGGCCUUGACGUGGCCGAGCUGGUGCACAACUUUGGGCGCUACGAUGAUGGCAAUUGCGGGAUGGAUGUUACCAUGAAGACCGGUCCCGGCCAGCCCUACUUCUACAAUCAAUGGCUGUUGCAAGCCCUGGGCUUCAUUCCCAUUGAUGUGGCCAACAACGUAUUCCCUGACGAAUCAGAGGUGCGCUUUUUCGGUUACGUGCCCUUUGUCAAUACCUCACAGCCCGACGUCAACACCUCGGCCGAUCGCCCCGUGUAUACUGGGCUCAACAUGUUUCGGGGCAGCCUGGGAAACCCGCAAUGUGGUCCCAUCUCUGCCGUCUUUAAGCGAAGCUACCUCCAGGGUGCAGCACUGGCUGCUCCCAUUGACACGGGCUUGUUCAUUGGCCUCUGUGGUGACGGCCAAGGUACGGGCUGGUUUGGCGUACACUGUCAUUCAUGGGCCACGGCCAAUGGCACGCUGGGCGUCUUGGACCAGAUGGUCCACCUCUUGCCCAUUUGGCUUGAAUACUACAAUUCCACGCGAGCCCUUGUCGGCGACACCUAUCCAGCCUACAACUUGGCCCGGCUGGUACUGCGCUUGCUAGCCCGGACCACUUACACUCGCCCCGAUGCCGGCCUGGCUCUCACCUUUGUGGAGAACACCUUUGGCUAUCUCGAGGUGAACACGCUGGCCACCCUGCGCUACCCAACCAGUGUAAAGAUGAUGAUGGCAUCUUUUGACCUGAUGUUUGGCACAGAUGAAGCUGCGACGCUGCGCGCCUGGUGUGUGGAGCAGGGCUGGCCCUUGAUCUGGGCUACCAAUCCUUACGAGACACAUUUCAUCUGUGCGCCCAACACCAGCACAAACUGCGAUGUACCCCCAGACCGGCUGAUCCUGGGCAUGGAGCGAGCUAACGUACGCGUGCUGGAUCCCAUUGUGCUCUCGGCCUUGCCUACCUUUGCCAACGCGACAGCUGGCUCAGAUUGGUUUGGUGUUCGGGCGCGCUUCAACGCCUCGUGGGCCGCGGUGACGGCUGAUCGCUCGGCCGGUGAGCCAACGACGGAUGACCUCCGCUUUCGCUGGGACGAGCUCUUAUUUUCCACUGAUCCGAGUGGUUUGGCACUGGCCAACAGCUCGGCACUGGUGGAGCCUCUCUUUGUUGGGGCCUGUGCUGACCCUGAUUGCAUCGGUGUUCGUUUGGUGGACGGCGCUUGUGUAUGUGCAGAGACAAGCUCUGCUGCCCCAUUCCAACGAGUUUGAGGGCCCCUCGCUGGCCGAGCCACACCGCUGUUUGGAAGUUCGGGACACUUUCCGAGCAGCCAUUGCCAAAUCAUGAGAACAUGAAUGACCCCACUCUUACUUCUUUUAACACCAAAGCGAUUGGCCAGCAAUCGAAUGAAUCAAUCCUG